This is a messenger RNA of Bactrocera tryoni, 1029 nucleotides long. RefSeq names its product piggyBac transposable element-derived protein 4-like. The record is from RefSeq and is a predicted model, not a curated record. Bases 1 to 1029 code for a protein of 342 amino acids. The transcript is spliced from 3 exons. NCBI's taxonomy places the organism in Eukaryota, Metazoa, Arthropoda, Insecta, Diptera, Tephritidae.
AUGCGCGACUCAUCGCCACCACGCCUACGUGCCUCUCCCUCAAAGAGCAUGCAUGUCUGCAAAUACGCCUACGGCAAUAGCACGAAUUUAGCGAAAGCCUGGCUAACUGAGGGACAGCGAGAAUUAUAUAUACAAUCUUUAUUUGAUAAAAUUUGUGACGAUGACGCUCCCCGUGACUUUGACUCAGAAGAUGAAGAAGAAAAUCAAAUCAAUGACAUUGAAAUUGCUGAUGACGAUGCUGAAGUUUCACAAAGUGCCACAGAAGUAUUACCUGAUUAUGCGGACUAUGAGGAUGAUGAAGAAGAAGAAGUAGAAGAAAAUAAUGAAUUACCUGCUAGUGCCGAAAAAUUUGUUGCACGUGAUGGUACUGAGUGGAUGAUAGAACCAAAUGUAAGUCGUCAGGUACUCAGACAAAAUAUUAUAAGAGAACGUUCUGGACCUGUUAGAUGCACUGAAAUGUUGUCAAUAGAGCAAACAUUCGAAUGUUUCAUGAACGUUGAAAUGGCUGAUAUAAUUAUGCGCCACACAAAUAAGUUAGCAAAAGAAACUUAUAAUGCAUACAACAAUGCGCAUCCAAACACAACUCCUAAGUCAUGGACGCCUGUGUCAAUAACAGAGCUGUAUGCAUUUUUUGGCAUACUUAUUAUGACUGGUGCGAAUCAUAGCAAUGGAGAACAUGUUCGAGAUUUAUGGAGUGUCAAAAACUAUCCUUUAUAUCGCGCCACAAUGGGAGUCAACCGUUUAUGUUCGAUAUUGCGGUUCCUAAAAUUUGACGAUAAAAACACUCGUGCAACACGCUUACUAACUGAUAAAGCAGCACCGAUCAGUGAGUUGUGGACGAUGAUGAACAAUAAUCUUGCUGCACAGUACAAGCCCAGCUCAUGCUUGACGAUUGAUGAACAAUUAUUUCCUUACCGUGGACGCACACGGUUUACGCAGUACAUGCCGUCAAAACCUGCUAAAUAUGGUGUCAAGAUGCACAAGGUGCGUUCCAAAGUGAAUCUAGCACCACCUGGUGGAGCCAUCUGA